AUGCGACCCGCACUUAUCUUCAUAUUGCCGCUGUUUCUACUUGUGAUGCUAUCGCCACUUGUGUUUCUUCUUCCUGCGGACACGAAUGACCGAGUUGGACUCGCUGUGACUGUUCUUUUGGCAACCUCAGUGUAUAUGACUCUUGUUGCGGAUAAACUACCAGAUUCAUCCGACCCUAUUCCUAUCAUAAUCAUUGUUUUCUUUCUCUGGUUCAUAUACAAUGGGUUGAUAGUCGCUCUUGUGUUGCUAAACUUGCAGGUAUUUUACAAGGAUGAAAAAAAUCCGGUUCCUGGAUGUGUUCAAAGAAUUGUAUCGUUUAUAAAUCGAGUGUGCUGCACCAAGCCAAAGCAGGACAACUCAUCGGAAAGUGGAAUAACAGAUAAAAUGCAAAAUGAUGGCGAUGAUUCAGAACCUGAUAAACAUAACGAAGAUAAAGUUAGCAAUAUAACAUGGCGCGAUGUAAGCAAGGCUCUCGAUAAAAUAUUGCUGGUUACUAUGUACGGAAUUAAGAUUGGCUUUGAUGUAACGAUCUUCCUCAUUUUAUAUACUGGUGAUGACGACAAGACAGGGGAAGAACAGAUAUACGACAAGCACAUAAUAGAAUACAUUUACGGUAACAGAGACUCAAUGAGACCUUACCGCUAUUAA
Molecule: messenger RNA, 648 nt
Organism: Mya arenaria
Lineage: Eukaryota; Metazoa; Mollusca; Bivalvia; Myida; Myidae
Product: neuronal acetylcholine receptor subunit alpha-9-II-like
Exons: 1
Coding region: 1-648 (215 amino acids)
Biological process (GO): monoatomic ion transport
Cellular component (GO): membrane
Source: RefSeq, a predicted model, not a curated record